Messenger RNA from Kickxella alabastrina, 927 nucleotides. RefSeq lists its product as uncharacterized. Lineage: Eukaryota; Fungi; Kickxellomycota; Kickxellomycetes; Kickxellales; Kickxellaceae. The record is from RefSeq and is a predicted model, not a curated record. The transcript has 3 exons. Bases 1 to 927 code for a protein of 308 amino acids.
AUGGGUGCAAUAGUUCUAGCCAUCAGCGCUGGCAUCGCCUUCAUAAUCCUCGGCGCCAUGUUAUAUUCCAAGCGAUUCCGACGCCGCAAACUGCGCAAAACCAACCCCGAAGCAUACGCCGCUCACCCCGCGUCCACAGUACCAGUUAUGCCAAUAAUCCCGGCCAAUAUAAAGACAAUUUCACCGACGAUAGAUUACUUCCCGCCUCAGCGUCCAGCAAUUGUAGGAGCAUUUGGUACACGCUCAGGCAGCCCAACCACGCUUAACAAUAACAAUACUGUGUCUAAUCGCAGCUCCACACAUGCUCUGGAUAUGCUGCGUGGCAGGUUUGGCAACGUUGGCGCUUCGCAGAGUAGCAGCAACAGCACUUCUGCCAGCUCAUCUAGCGAAGCUGAGCUACAGCGCCAGCGCAACCGCCAGUCCCGUGUACAUGUGGCUCCGCCAAUGGAGAUUCCAAAUGGCCAGCCCAUGCCUAUGCCCAUGCCCAUGCACAUGAUGCACCAUCAACCGCCAAUGCAGCCGCAGCUUAUCUACCAUCCACAAAACAUGAUGCCAAUGCCAAUGCCGAUGCAGUUUGUGCCUAAUGGUCCUAUGCAGAUGCACCCAAUGCAGAUCCAAGCUAUGCAGCAGGGUGGUCCAGUAAAUUCCCAGUUUGCUACCAGUGGUGGUCCAGUUAAUAUGGACCGCGAAAUCGAAGAGUUUGACACUUGGGCGCGCACCCGUCAGGCCAGGUCACAGCAGGCCAAUAAUAAUGGCGGCGAAGGCAGUAGUGGUGGUGUAGGAGGUAACAGCCCGAUGAUUGAUUUGGGCCCUGUACCAGAGUUUAUGAACGAUAUUGGCAUGGAUAGAGAAGGUGAAAAUAAGGAUGAUUUGCCGCCACCGUCUUACGACCAGGUCAACAUCUUCAAGAAACAGGAAAGAGACUAA